CAAAACUUGAUUGCCUACCCUAUAUAGACAGCCUCUAUUUUCUUAUAUUUUCUUCCUGUUCAAUAUCAAAUACUGGCUGUCUGUAUACGGUUAGGUUGAUGCAUAACAAAAAAUGGAAUUCACUACGGAAACUGUCCAUAUGGCUUCAAUAGUAUUGUUUCUCGUUCUGUGUCAAGUUGGGAAAGGAGAUGGCUGCUCUGGGGUAUGCACGUGCUGUUUAAACGACAAAUUUGGCAUUGGGGUUGAAGUUGGAGUAAAGGGCUGGUAUAAUGUAUGCCUGGAUGGAUGCAAGGACGGGUACCAUCAAGCUCGUUGUAUGAAAACAUGUCCUCAAAACUGUCAGACUUGCAAGCAAGCUCAUGGUGAAUGCCUUACAUGUAAACCUGGAUUUUAUGGAAUUCAAAACGAUUUUUUGAAUAAUUGCAGUUACCCAAACUGCGCAUGUGGACGAACAGAUUGCGAUUUUUGCCUCGAUGGAUUUUACAAAAGAGAUCGGUUCUGCACUUUAGCCUGUUCAUAAGGUUGUUAUGGAGGUAAAUGCAAUAACGACGGGUCAUGCUUAAAUUGUAUAGCUAAUUUUGAAGGGGAUAAAUGUGAUGUCUGCGUUCACGGGAAAUACGGAGAAUUGUGUGAAAAAAACUGCGUAAA
Molecule: messenger RNA, 648 nt
Organism: Mya arenaria
Lineage: Eukaryota; Metazoa; Mollusca; Bivalvia; Myida; Myidae
Product: scavenger receptor class F member 2-like
Exons: 3
Coding region: 113-520 (135 amino acids)
Source: RefSeq, a predicted model, not a curated record